This is a messenger RNA of Neodiprion fabricii, 2822 nucleotides long. It is a transcript of the gene Nup50, whose product is annotated as nuclear pore complex protein Nup50. NCBI's taxonomy places the organism in Eukaryota, Metazoa, Arthropoda, Insecta, Hymenoptera, Diprionidae. Bases 240 to 1742 code for a protein of 500 amino acids. The transcript is spliced from 5 exons. The record is from RefSeq and is a predicted model, not a curated record. Gene Ontology annotation, cellular component: nuclear pore. Gene Ontology annotation, biological process: protein import into nucleus.
CUUCACAGACACUACACGACCAACUACGAUUGCCGGCCAGCCCAGCCGGCCCCGAGUUGACAUUUUUUUUUCAUCAAAAGGCAAAAAGUCUAACGCGCCAGUUUAGCGCGGAACAUUUACUUGCGAUUUAUCACUCAUGUUUCGCGAGAUAUUAUCGUACAAAUAGACACUAACGCGGUUAACGUGGACUUUUCAUCGACAGAUUGCAUACCGUUUAUCAAAACUCAGACGGCUCAGUGAUGUCUGGCAAACGAACUGCUACCUCAGAGCUGAAUCACGAUAAUUGGAACGAUGAAGAAACUCGGGAAGAGGCAGGAACGUUUAGCAAAGCAUCGAAAGAAGAUUUGCAGAGAAGAGUCAUCAAAUCGGCCAGACGGCGAAUAGUCAACAGCGGGGGGGAUGAUGCACCAAAAGUAGCGUUUGGCCCGUUUACUGCUUUCAAAACUGCUGCACCUGCAGGUUCUUCACCCUUUAGCUUCCUUGCAAAUACUAGUAAUGCAACAAAUACGACGAGUAGUGAAAAAACGGUGGCUAAUAAAGUAGGUCCGAGCAAUGGAUCGGUUAACCCAGCAGCGAAUGGGCCAGAAAGCAAAGAUUCUUCUUCGUUGAAACAGGAAUCAAUGUCGAAAAAUUCGGAUGCUAAGCAUUUUCCAACUGGAAAGGAAGAUGGGAAGAUUUUCAAAAAAUCAACAGAUUAUUAUGCAAAAUUGAAGGGACUUAACGAAAGCGUCACUCAAUGGAUCAAGUCACAUGUAGAUUCAAAUCCGUUUUGUAUUUUAACCCCAAUAUUUAAAGAUUAUGACAAGCAUCUUAAAGAAAUUGAAGCUAAACACGGACAGGAAACCACCCCGACCAUUUUGAGCCCAGAAAAGACUGAGGAAAAAUCUAACUUGGAAAGUUCACCCGUUAAGAGUAAGUCGAAUUUGGAAACUGGAAAUACUGAAUCACAGACUAAGAAGUCGGUCUUUAGUAAUCCAUCAGUGGGAAAUGCAGAGUCGAAAAGCGAAUCAUCGAUUUUCAAGAAUGCGAAUGUUGGAAAAUCGUUAUUCGGCAAUACUGAAACUACCUCGGAAGUCAAAAGCGUUUUUGGCAGUGUUUCCACUGAACGGAAUCCAUUUUUAAGUACAUCGUUUACAGCUGUAGAAGAUAAGAAAAAGGAAACCGAAUCUGACAUUACUGAUCAGAAACCAACAGCAAGUCUUUCGUUUCCACCAUCUGGUCCCACAGCCACAUUCAGCUUUGGCCAAAGUUCAGCAACCAGUACAGCUUCGGCAGGAUUCAGUUUCGGAGGUGGAAAACCAUUUUCUUUUGGCAAUGUGGCUAAAACUACAGAAGCAGAAGAGACUAAAGAAGACGAAGAAAAAGAUGAUGAUGACGAACCACCGAAACCAGACUUCAAACCCAUCACGGAAGACGAUGCAAUUUAUGAACAACGAUGCAAGGUAUUUGUCAAAAAAGAUGGAAAUUUUGCUGAUCGAGGAGUAGGUACCCUGUUUCUGAAGCCUACACCCAACGACAAAACACAGCUAAUAGUGCGUGCCGAUACUUCGUGCGGAAAUUUACUCUUGAAUACAAUAUUAACCGAGGGCAUACCAAUGCAGCGUAUGGGAAAGAAUAACGUUAUGAUGGUUCUUCUUCCAACACCAGAUUCCAAACCACCACCGACACCAGUUUUGUUAAGAGUUAAGACAAGCGAGGACGCCGAUGCGUUGUUAGAAAAGCUUAAUAAGCACAAGAAAUGAUUUUUUUAAUCAUGCCCACCGACCAUUGUUCAACGGAUAUCAAUCCAUAAGUCAUUAUGGCAGAUGUCAAUUCUUGAAUGAAAGCAAAACAAUCGUGAAUGUGUACAUGUUUCUUAUCAGAAACUAAAGAUGCUAUAUAAAUGUUAAUGUACGACAUUUACAGCUUAGUACUAUUGAUAUAGAUAAUAAUACGCGAAUAGAAUACAGUCUCGUCAGUUUUACAUUUACACAAUGAUCACAAUCGUGAUCAAUAAUUGGAAUAUUGCAACAAACGAAUUCAAGCUUCAAAUAAAUCACGCGAAUACGCAUUCGGAACAAAUUGAACUCGGACGCGUUUAUAUGUGAUAAGUUGUACACAAAUAAGUGGUUUCUGCUAAACUCAUUACAGGAAUACUCCCUGUUCACCUCAUUUGAUUUUAGAAAGAAUAAAAGCCACUUUUAUAUAUGAGAUCGUUUAGUCUUGGUAUUAUAAAUACUGCAAAAAAAAUUUUACCGGCAGCUCCUCCAAAUUGUUACUGUAGAUAAGAAAUUUUUUUAAGUGGCGAUAAGAAAUAGUAACUUACUUAAGUUAUCAGAGACAGAAAAUGAAUCUAUGUAAAAUGGAUUCUAUGCUCUAUUAUCGACGAUAGUGUCGUAUCGUGGGUGAUGACGUGUUAACGUAAAUGCAAAUGGAUCUAGUGAAGCAUGUGACCGAACAUUACAACGUCUGUAUCUGUUAGUACUAAUCGAAAAUAUAAUUAACUCUUUCAGACAAAUGAGUAACCAACGAUGAUACGCGACAGUCAGUUGAACAAAAAUUGAAACGAAUAAACUCUCAUCAUUGACCAGUAAUACAUCGGAUAUUCAAAAUACUUUAGGUCAACUUUUUUGUAUUAAAGUCUUAGAUGCGCGUUGCUGUGAAUUUAUUAUUAGCCUUUAUUCCGUAAAAUUUUACUUUUUACUUGUGUUGAAAUAAAUAUUACGGGAAUAAAAUGAAUUAUAGUGAGUUUCCACGAUACUUUGAUACGAAUAAAAGUACACUGUUACAUAAUCCCCAUGUUAAAUAAUUAACUGUAUAUAAAUAAAGCAUCUGAAAUUAUA